Thyridium curvatum is the source of this 1548-nucleotide messenger RNA. RefSeq lists its product as uncharacterized. Gene Ontology annotation, cellular component: membrane. The record is from RefSeq and is a predicted model, not a curated record. The transcript is spliced from 8 exons. Lineage: Eukaryota; Fungi; Ascomycota; Sordariomycetes; Thyridiales; Thyridiaceae. The coding region runs from base 1 to 1548 and encodes 515 amino acids. Gene Ontology annotation, biological process: carbohydrate transport; transmembrane transport. Gene Ontology annotation, molecular function: carbohydrate:proton symporter activity.
AUGGGUUUCAUGGAGACAUUCCUCCCCGCGAACGACCGCUAUGCAGCGUUACUGCUGUAUAGCAUGGUCUUUAGCCUGGCCUUUAAUGGCUACGAUGCCGGUAUCAUGACCGUCAUUCUGGCGGACAAGCAGUUUAUCCAGUACUACAAUGUCGACUCUACAAAGACCGGCGUGAUCGCGACGAUCCCAUGGGCGAGCACGGGUCUGGCUCAGCUGUGCAUUGGAGGCACUCUGGCCAACCUCGUUGGUCGCCUCUGGGCUCUCCGUAUCUCCAUCAGUGUUAUGAUCAUUGGAGUGGUCGUUCAGAGCGUUCCGAACACCUACGCCGUCCUGAUUUUCGGCCGUCUAUUGACAGGUCUCGGCUUUGGUUGUAUCUACAUCGCUAGCAGUCUAUAUGUGGCCGAAUGCGCUCCGAAAAUGUUGCGAGGAUCUUUUGUCGGCACAGUGACGCAGUUUGGCUAUCAACUCGGGACGUUGAUAGCCUUCUGGGCCGGCUACGGCAUGUCUUUCCACACGAGCCCUUUCAACAUUGCCUGGCGCGUGUCCAAUGUCAUCCAGAUCCCAAUUGGCCUUGCUUUCCUCGUUGUCUCCUUCUGGUACCCCGAGUCGCCUCGCUGGCUUUAUGAGAAACACCCCGAUGAUCCGAGUCGGUGCCUUUCCACCCUCUGCAAGCUGAGGAUGGGCACUCCCGAGUCCGAACACGUCAGCAUGGAGUUUCACGACAUUGUUGCUUCGUACGAGUACCGAAAGACGUUUGACACCGGUUACGCUGGCAUUUUCAAGUCGAAGGCCUUGCGGAAGCGCUUGGCCUAUGGUCUCUACGCUACAGCCUUGCAGCAAGCCGGUGGAAUCGCUGCGUUGACCAUGUAUGCCGCUAUUAUCUACGAGUCACUAGGCUGGAACUCGGGCCAUCAAGCCCUGGCCAUCAACGGUAUCCAGUCUGUUCUGCAACUGCUCAUCGUCCUCGUCAACACGUUCACGGUCGAUAGAUUCGGGCGCCGAGGCCUCCUGAUCGCCGGCUUUACCAUCCAAGCCCUCGCACUCCUCAUCAUGUCGUCUCUCACUACAGCCUUCCCGAACAACGACAACAAGGCCGCCGCCGUCGUCGAAGUCGCCAUGCUUUUCAUCGUGGGCCUCACAUACUGCUGGUCCAACGGACCCAUCGCGCCGGCUGUGGCAUCGGAGAUCUUCCCUCAAGAGGUGCGAGACAAGGCAUUUGGUGUCUCCCUUCUAGGCCAGACAGCCUGUCUGCUAGCCAUCACUCAGCCGUGGCCGCGCUUCAAUAGUGAGGUCGGCGGCAAGAGCUAUUGGUUGCUCUUUGGCCUGAACACACUGUGCCUGAUCUCGGUCAUAUUCAUCCUGCCGGAGACAAAGGGAGUGUCUCUGGAGCGCAUGGACAAGAUAUUUGGAGAGGUAGAUGCCGUCGCGGCUGGAGAGGAGUCCGGCAAUGCUGUCAAGGUUGAGGCUGCUGCGGUGGGGCACACGGAAGACAUUGAUGAGAAGAGAGUCCAGACUGGGCAAAACCAUGAACAGGAUCAGAAGGUGUAG